UGUAUGGAACAUCUCUCUCUCUCUCUCUCUUCGAAAAAAUGUUGAGAAGAUUACUGCUCCAAGCUUCCACUGACCAUCGCCGACGUCUGUUCACACCUCACUCCUCCUCGCUUUUUGGACAACGCUGUUCUUCUUCCUCCUCCACAUCGCACUCCCAAAUCGAAACCAGUACUUCCGUCGAACACUUGGAGGACUCGAACCAAUCCCCCCAAACCACUCCCCAGCCCUCUUCCUCCAUCUCCGUCGAUCGCUCCGGCUUGUAUAAUCCACCCGAGCAUUCUCAUGGGCCUUCUUCGGAUUCUGAGCUUGUUAAGCAUCUCAAAGGCAUUAUCAAGUUCCGUGGCGGGCCCAUCUCAGUCGCUGAGUACAUGGAGGAAGUUUUGACAAAUCCUAAAGCUGGUUUCUACAUUAAUCGAGAUGUUUUUGGCGCAGAAGGUGAUUUUAUCACCUCUCCGGAAGUGAGUCAAAUGUUUGGGGAGAUGAUUGGUGUUUGGGCAAUGAGUUUGUGGGAACAAAUGGGACAGCCUAACAGAAUUAAACUAGUUGAGCUGGGUCCAGGAAGAGGAACUCUCAUGGCCGAUCUUCUACGUGGAGCAUCUAAGUUUAAGAACUUUACAGAAUCCUUGAACGUCCACAUGGUUGAAUGUAGUCCAACCUUACAGAAGCUUCAGUAUGGCCACCUGAAGUGUAUCGAUGAAGAUAGUUCUGACGUGAGUGUAGAGAAAAGAACUAUAAGUACAUUGUCAAGAACCCCUGUUUCAUGGCAUGCUACACUGGAGCAGGUUCCAGCAGGAUUGCCAACAAUCAUUAUUGCCCAUGAAUUCUUUGAUGCUCUACCAGUUCAUCAGUUUCAGAGAGCUUCUCGUGGCUGGUGUGAGAAAAUGAUUGAUGUUGCAGAAGAUUCAUCGUUUAAUUUCAUUCUCUCCCCCCGACCUACGCCUGCGACCGUGUUUCUCAUGAAGCGCUGCAAGUGGGCUGCAGCUGAAGAAAUUGCUAAAGUUGGUCAAAUUGAGGUUUGUCCAAAAGCGAUGGAAUUGACUCAAACAAUUGCGAAUAGAAUAAGUUCUGAUGGAGGAGGGGCUCUCAUUAUUGAUUAUGGCCUCAAUGGAUUAGUCUCAGACAGUCUUCAGGCUAUUCGAAAACAUAAGUUUGUUGACAUAUUGGAUAACCCUGGGACUGCUGAUCUUAGUGCAUACGUUGAUUUUGCUUCUAUAAGGCACUCUGCUGAGGAAGUUUCAGAAGAUGUGUCAGUCCAUGGGCCAAUCACUCAGUCUCAAUUUCUUGGUUCUCUCGGGAUAAAUUUCCGAUUUGAAGCACUGCUAGAAAAUUGCAAGACGGAUGAACAAGAAGAGUCUCUCAUGACAGGAUAUUGGCAGUUGGUGGGUGAAGGUGAAGCCCAGUUUUGGGAAGGUCCCAAAGAGAAGACUCCCAUUGGGAUGGGUACUCGGUAUUUGGCCAUGGCUAUUGUCAACAAGAAGCAGGGCAUUCCAGUUCCAUUUCAAUAAAGUUUCCUGAAGAUGUCAUUUGUCUUUAUAGCAAUAAACCUUCUAUUUUCAAGAUAACAGAGCUGAUUUUGUUUUUGGUAUAGUGACCUUUUGAGAAGUGUGUAAAACCAUCAAUUUUUUUUGGUUAUGUUGUCGCGUUAAAUGCAGAUAACGUCUUUGUUUGUGAAAAUAUUAUCAUAAUCGAACUGUCGUCUAACCUAA
Messenger RNA from Rhododendron vialii, 1706 nucleotides. RefSeq lists its product as uncharacterized. Gene Ontology annotation, molecular function: protein-arginine omega-N symmetric methyltransferase activity. The transcript has 10 exons. Lineage: Eukaryota; Viridiplantae; Streptophyta; Magnoliopsida; Ericales; Ericaceae. Gene Ontology annotation, cellular component: mitochondrion. The coding region runs from base 39 to 1505 and encodes 488 amino acids. The record is from RefSeq and is a predicted model, not a curated record. Gene Ontology annotation, biological process: mitochondrial respiratory chain complex I assembly.